AUUCACAUCCGAUUGAUUAAAAACAUGAAAUUAUAAAUAAAUUUCACAAAUAAAUACUGUUUUACAGUAGCCCCGAUGUUUGUCAGUCCUGUCACGUUUGCAUUAAAUUUAAUAUAAUUUCAUAAUAAAAUGCGUGCAUUACACCUUUAAGGCUAUGACUCAGAUGAAUUAACAUUUGAUGGAGGAUAAGCUGACUGAUCAAGGAUGCGUUUAUCAUUGAAUUGUAUGAUUUAAUGGUUAUUUUUGUAUACUUUUUCUGAGGAAAACAAGUUUAAAGGUCAGGCCCUGUUACAUUUUCAUAAGUGAAAAUGUCCGUUUCUGGUAGAACGUCCUGUUUAGUAAUAAAUCUUAUGCAACAGAUGGUUAUGGUUUAUCUGGUAUUUAUCUUUUUCUAAACCAUGUUUUCCAGCAUGCUUCAACAGAACAAGAUCUUCACACCUUUAAAUAAACAUCAAAUGUCAUUAAUGUGUUUUUUUCCCACUAUUUUCUAACAGAAAAAUCACCUCUAUACUGAUAGGGAACUGAAAACCAGUCUAUCACCCAAAACAAGGAACAAUACAAUAAUGCAUUCACUGCCGUUCUAGCAAGUCUUGAGAGCUGAAUCUCGAAACCUCUUUAUGAACAAAAGCAACUCAACAUGAUGGAAAACGCCACCUCCGUCCACAGCGAUGUGAAAUUCCUGCUCUUCCAGCGCUACCUCUUCCCACCCGUCUACAUCCUGGUGCUGGUUUUGGGAUUGAUCGGAAAUCUGGGAGCGCUGUAUUACUUCAUCUUCAAAAUCCAGCAGAAAUCGCCUUCGAACAUAUACAUCAUUAACCUAGCGGUGGCUGACACGCUUUUCCUGUUCGCCCUGCCCUUCCGCAUUCACUACCACCUCAACGACAGCAACUGGAUAUUCGGCGAUGCCAUGUGUCGCAUCACCGGCACCAUAUUCUUCGCCAACAUGUACAUUAGCAUCACCUUCAUGACCUGCAUCUGUGUUGACAGAUACAUCGCCACCCUCCACCCUCACACUUACCUUCGACUUCGCAACACUUGGCUCACUGCGCUGGUGAGUGGAGCAGUUUGGCUGGUCUCUGGGUCGGCCAUGUUGGCCUUCAUGCUAACAUGCCCGUUGUCAACCAAAGAGAAAAUGUGCUUUGAGGGAUUCACGUCAAAAGAAUGGAGUGAUUUGGCGCCCUACAGUGUAUGCAGCCUCAUCUUUGGAUCCCUUCUUCCUUCUGUGGUCAUUUUGGUUUGUUACCCACUCGUGGCCCAUCGAAUCAGCCAAAUCAAGAAUUCGACCGCCCGUGGAGCUCGAAGGAUCAUUUAUGCCAUCCUGGCCAUCACCAUUCUGUGUUUCCUGCCUUACCAUGUGGUCCAUCUAGUGCACCUUCUGUCACGCUUGAGUGAAAACCAAGAAGACGACUGGAUUUACUUUCUGCGUAGGGUGACCAUGGCUCUGGUCAGUCUGAACAGCCUCUUGGACCCGAUAUUGUACUAUUUUGCCACUGGCCACUACAAGUGGAGGCUCAAAAGGCUGAGGCUGAAGAAGAAAAAGGGGGUUUAUUCCAUUUCCAAUGGAUUUUGAGGGAAAUCAAUUUCCAAUUAGAGAGCUCUGUGCCAUGUAAGACAAGUGGGCAUCUAAACAAAUAAAUAAAAAUAACAUGUCCAUCUGCAAUGGCAACUGCAAAACAGAAAUGUGGACUCUAGUUUGACUCGCUGCAAGUUUGAUUAAAGGUGCUGUAAGUUUUGGACUCUUCUCAAGCAUAAAAAAAGACGUUAACAUGUGUGCAGAUGUUUUAAAAAUGUGUUAACAUACAUGUUUAUCCGAAUAACAAUGCUAAAGUCAGUUAUUCUCCUUUAAAAAUUCUAGCCGGCAGCUAGCUCUAUGCAACUCUUACAUGGUUGCCCACUGAAGCGAGGUCAGUACCUGGAUGGGAAACAUGGGAAAGCUUGGUUGCUGCCGAAAGUGGUGUUAGUGAGGCAAGCAGGGGGGCGCUCAACCCGCGGACUGUGUGUGUCCUAACGCCCCAGUAUAGUGAAGGGGACUCUAUACUGUUUAGUGAGUGCCGUCUUAUGGAUGAGACAUUUAAUUGAGGUCUUAACUUUCUGUGGUCGUUAAAAAUCCCAGGACGUCCUUCGGAAAAGAGUAGGGCAUACCUGCCAACACUUCUGUUUUUCAAGGGAGUCUUCUGUAUUUCAGACCAAUCUUCUGUAUUGUUCUGUCAUUAGGAAAACUCCCAGAAUUCCACCCCCCUUAGCUUUUUGGUACAGUCCAGCCAGCUAUUUGGUACUGUCCCCAUGUGCAACCAUCUCCACACCUGCUCCCCGCUCUUUAGUUCCUGCACUGUCGCCUCGCCCCCUCCAGCUCUUCACUACUUUGAGUGUCCAGGAAAGCGUAAAAUAAAUAUAAGAAAUUAUUCUUAUUAAAAAUGAGCGUUCUGUGUUGAAAAAUCUUUGUUUUGAUUGGUGUAACUCCGCCCUCUGCCAGCUUACCCAAUUAUAUUUCAACACCCCUGGUUGCAUUGGCGGAAAAUACAGCACAUUUCAUUUCAGUUUUGAAGGCUGCCUCAAUGUAUGUGGGAGCGGCUGAAAUGCGACCUUUGGAAUACUGUAGUAGCCUCUGAAAUGAGACAUAGAUUUAGAGUUAGAAAAUUCCACAGUGUUUUUGAAUUCGCAAACAAUAUAAAUAUUACAAACGUAAACAUUAGCUAAAUAGCUUACAGCAAGGUUUGAUCGCCCGGCUCGCUCCUGUUGGGGUUGUCAAACUGGCAACCUGGGUUUACGUAGAGUCAUCGUUGGAGGAGAAGCCGGUAAAUAAAAACCCUCUCAAAUGUUUUGAAAUUGGACUGCAAGAUCUAGUUCAACCACUACGGUGUCAAUCCAUAAUUUUUAAUUCAUAAGUGUGCAACUAAAGUGAAAAAUAUACAACAUAAAGCCAUAUGUGAUGAUUUGACUUGAGUAAUUUUUUCCCCUUACAUAAAUGUCCUAAUACAGUGCAGCAAUAUACAAGACAGAACUGUAGACUUGACUUAUUGAGUUUUUUUUUUGUUCUUAAAUGAUUGUAUUACUCCAGUGCAAAGAUGUCCAGAAGAGUAGAUAAUUCGUACACUCUCAGAAAAAAAAGGUCCUAAAAAGUCAAACUGGAGUCAUUAUCGUCAACACAAUCUAGCAGCAAUUUCUACUAUUUUUAGCUAAUUAGUUGCUCAUUUGUAUUAUUUAUUCAUACGUUUUAGUAAAAAUGACUCAAUCCCCAAUGAUGGUUGGGUUUAGGGAUGAGGUUUGAAUGAAAUUGUAUGUAUUCAUACACUCUCAGAAAUAAAGGUGCAGGAGCUGUCACUGGGGCAGUCCCUUUGCAAAUGGUACAUAUUUGGACCUAAAGGGUCCAUAAU
Molecule: messenger RNA, 3374 nt
Organism: Danio rerio (zebrafish)
Lineage: Eukaryota; Metazoa; Chordata; Actinopteri; Cypriniformes; Danionidae
Source: RefSeq, a predicted model, not a curated record